AGUCCAAAAGAAGCAGAAGAUGAAGCAUAUGGACAAUCGACGAAGCUUUUUGAACAUUGGUCAUUACUUGGCCACAUUCUCAACAGAUAUGAGGCUACUAUACGCAAAAGGUGGCUGAAAAAGGGCCAGGAACAACGCAGGAAGAUUUUAUUAGAAGCAUGGCCCAAUAUACCAUCUUCCCAUAGACCAGACUUUCGGGCUCUUCGUCGAGAGUCGGAAGAACAGAGACAGGCUGGUACAAGAUUUGAAGAUGCCUUCAUGUGGCCUUAUAUCAACCAGGAGGAUCUUUGCCGUGGAAAGACUCUGCUAUUGCUUCUCAACGCCCGAGGACGAAAUGCCCCCAGUGUCUUCAUUUUUCAAGACAUCCAAAGUAUUCACGUUGGGCAGUCGAGCAAUGCAAUUCAAGAAAUUUUCCUCACCAGCCACCGGGACAUGGUCCUAGAAGGCAAUUCGCCAGCUACAUAUGGAAGGGUCCUUCCAGAGAAAGACAGGGAGUUCGUCAAUAAUAAUUCAAUCAAAAAAUUAGAAGGGAAAAUGAUGUGCUCUUCCGAUGUGCUAUACACACUAAGGAUCCAGGAGCAUUUGCUUGGAUUUCUUGUCGCUUGCUGCACAAUAAUCUUGCGGGACAAAGGACCAAAUCUCACCGAUGACAUGGUUCUUACUAUUCCAGAACUACCCACACUCCAGUCAGAUGCAAGUGAUGCACAAUACCGCUCUGCAGCAGCAUUAGCUACCGAAGCACCUUAUGUCGUUCCGGGCCAGGUGGAUUUGGUUCGCUUGAGAGAACUUGCCAGUGCGAGGCUCUCAGCGGCAGAAGACCAUUUUUGGGCACUCCGAGAGGAUCCAGGAUAUUUCACUGAUGUCCUUGGAGACUGGACUGAGCACUCCUCUGAAAUGAUUCUGGACGACCGUGGAAAGCAGCAUCGCGAUGUAACAGAUCCUCCAAGGAGACACAUAUUCCUCAGCCGGGCUUUAGGGCAUAUGGUGUCAAACGCUUAUGAAGACAUCAAUCUUUGGCAUGUGAUACAAAAUCAGCUUGAUGAGUUAAUUAAACUGGAUCGAACUUUUAUAAAUUUUGGGUAUAAAUAUGAAGAGGAAUGCCCAGAGUAUUUGGGCGCCCUACGAAAGCUCAAGGUUUUCCUUGACCAGCGUCUGGUUGGUUUCUACUUGAUGAAAUUGCAAAUACAAUUUCCGGCUUCACCUCCCAUUCGCAGCCUUUUUCAACGACUGCCCAACCCCGUCGACCCAUAUCUCGGAUAUAGUGUCUACCCUAGAGCUGGUGAUAUAAGUGACACAAAAGACGACCUCCUCUGGCUAUUUUGCCAGUUUUUAGAUCAUGAAUUCCUGCAUAUAUGCGGAUUCGAGAAUGUCGCCGUUGAGCUGGAGAGACUGAUACAGAAUGACCAAAAGCAGAAGGAGCGCAUAACACCCUUCCUGGCAAGGACUUUUGCAGACGUUGGACUUGCCGGCGAGCUGCGAAAUCAGCUUGGGAUUUACCGUCCUCGAAUCUUCCUAAAGAGAGGGAAUAGAGCCCUCGCUGCGCUCGAAGAAAAUGACAUGGAGGGCUGGGGCCCCGAGCUCAUUCGGCCCUCUUGGGACCUAUCGAGAGUUCUGGAUGAGUCCGCAGGCAAGGAUUAUAUUCAAUUGGGAGAAGACGGAGACCCAACGUCUGGGAAGUUUUAUUACCCAAUCGGCAAACGCAGGUCGAAGGAAACCAUCGACGCGAUGCGCAAUGCGGAAAAGAACCUGGAUGAUUUCUGGCUUAAAUUUGAUGAACAACUUCGCGAUAGAAUCGACGAAGACUCAUAUGAGUACUUGCAGCGAAUUGCACCGAGUGAUCGUCACUUGCAACGGACUGGAGAAUGGAUCGAGCCUGAACAGCCCAGGAGUCCUCCCAGCACCAUGGUUCCGGAAACGAUAAAUAGUAUAUCUGAUCUUCACAUGGAACUGGAAAUAAGAACCCAGAACACCAUCGCACCAGAGGUACCUACUGUUGUUAAAACGAAAGUCAAGACCCGCGGCAUCGCCCAACCUAUACCCGAGCAGCGCCCACAAGUUGACCUAGACCAACUGGACACGACCAACCAGCAACCGCGAUUCACGCUAAAAAGGCGUGAUUACAACGUCUUUCUGGCCCUAUUCUAUAAACCAGAAUCAAAACAACAACCAGGCGAGGUACCUUGGUCUGAUUUUCUACAUGCCAUGACCUGCACGGGGUUUAUUCCCGAGAAGCUCUAUGGCUCAGUAUGGCAGUUCACUCCCACAAAUUUGGAUGUGGAACGAAGCAUACACUUUCACGAACCGCAUCCAUAUAGUAGGAUCCCAUUCCGGGUUGCUCGACGGUAUGGUCGACGCUUGAAUCGGGCAUAUGCGUGGGAUGGAUCUAUGUUUGAUCUUGAAAAGUGA
Aspergillus wentii DTO 134E9 is the source of this 2406-nucleotide messenger RNA. RefSeq lists its product as uncharacterized. Lineage: Eukaryota; Fungi; Ascomycota; Eurotiomycetes; Eurotiales; Aspergillaceae. The transcript has a single exon. The record is from RefSeq and is a predicted model, not a curated record. The annotation marks the transcript as partial.